GCGACUUUACAAGGUUUGGUCAUCACUUGGGCGAUGGCGCACGGCGGAUAUGCGAAGCGGAGAGUUGCAGAGCGGAAGACGACGGCAGGAAGUAGUCGGAGAUCUAAAGGAUUACGCGUGGAGAAGAAACCGAAGAAUUCCUCUCUCAAGAAUCAAAUUCGUUCCAUCGGUCGCAUGAUUCGGAAAGACCUUCCUCCUGAAGUAAGAGAGGCUCUAGAAAAGAAGUUGGAUGAUCUGAAGAAGCAGCAAGAUAUCCAUAUCCGUCUUGCUGUUGAACGUAAAAUCUUCCUAAGGAACAGAAAGGUCAGAUUCUUUGAACGGAGAAAGAUCGAAAGGAGUAUAAGACGUCUCGAGAAGCUACAACGAAGUACAUCUGGUGGUCAUGUGCAAGAUCCAGAAAUAGGUGGGCAACUCAAUAAACUCAAAGAAGACCUUGAAUAUGUUAGAUUCUUCCCCAAGAAUGAGAAGUAUGUAUCACUAUUUAGUGGAGGUGAUGAUUUACAAGUAUCUGAGCGAAGAAGUAAAUUGCGGAAGCAAAUCAAAGCCAAUAUAAUUGUUGCUGCUGCCAGUGGGAAAGAGUUGGAAGAGACAGGGAGCGAAGAUGAUGCUCUUUUGGACCUGAGUGACGAUGACUUCUUUGUCAACGGAAGUUCAAGUGACGAAGCAGAUGCGGAUGAUGAGUGGACUGAUAAAAGCACAAAAGAGCCGGUUUCUAGUGCUUUUGGCAGAGCAACAUCGAGCAUGUCCAGUGACGAAAGAAGUCAGAAGCCAUACACUACGAGGGUUUUAAUGCCACCACCACGGUCAAGGUUUGCAUCAACAUCUCGUCAGUAUUCAUCUGUGAAAAGGAAUGAGAUACCUUCCUCCAGCAACACUUCACAUAGAAGAAGCCAGUCUUCACAUGCUGCCACAAGUUCGCAUACAAGUCAAAGUAGCAACUUGAGUUCUAAUUCUGAUGCUCACAAACCCAAGAGGAAGAGAAGGCCUAAGAAGAGGAAGCAACAGGCGUGAACGGGGUCUCUCCCGCCAUGUCUGAGAAAGCGAAGAAGCUCGUAACACAGUUCAUCAAUUCCUAAAGCUUCACUCAGUACUACUGCCUGUCUAGUCUUACAUCUUCUGAUUGGAUCGAAUGCGUAUAUAUAUGUUUUUUAUGUUGCCAUGAAAGCAGAGAGAUAGGUUUCUGUUGUUUUUGGCUGAUGAAAUGAACCCUAAGUUUUGGG
This is a messenger RNA of Arabidopsis arenosa, 1220 nucleotides long. Lineage: Eukaryota; Viridiplantae; Streptophyta; Magnoliopsida; Brassicales; Brassicaceae. The record is from the annotation of a GenBank genome assembly.